ACAUCACUAAAACAAUCGAGUUAUCGAUAAUAGUGCACAAUCGGGUAACAAAAUUCAGUCAGCUGUUCAUUCUGGCGCUCUUUCCUUUUGUUAAAAGUAAUUUUAUUUAUUUGCCAUAAACAAAAAAUGUCACGAGCUGGCGGGGAUUUGCCGGCGACGAGGAAGAUACUGGGCAGUGUGGAGUACAUGCGGAUUUGCCAGUUCAUCAAUGGAUACCAUGGCCUGGCCAUUGACUGCGAGUUCGAGCUCCGGAAUCGGUUCUUCAAGGAAGUCGAACCUAUGGCCCUCACCUGUAUCCUGCAGUCGGAGCUUAUCAACCGGUCCCGUGGUCAGCACUGGAAGCACGAUCAACGGGGCAAGAAGCUGCUGAAGGCGUACGAGGAUCAGAAAGACCUUUAUGACAACGAUCUACUAAUUCAAAUGGCCUGUGCCGAGGGAAUAAAUCCAAUUACUGUCUGCCGGACGCUCCUGCAAGAAAAGUAUAAGUUGAAGCCCAGAUCGCACAUCUCACGUAUGCUAAAGCAUCCGCAUCUCAUCGAGGACCCACGGUUGGCGGCCAACGUCCAGCAGUGUCUGAUAAGUGAUAAUCAGGAGGGCCCUAUUACGGAUUUGCGUCGCCGCAUUAUGGGUGAGGAAUACGAAUUGAAGCUCAAGCAACUGGCCAAGGAGGCGGGCAUACACUUCUACGAUGAACAAGAUCUCCGGCGCAUGGGAUAUGACAAGACGCCCGACAUUAAGAUGAUACUGCCAUUCCUCUACAAAGGCCAAGUGAUUAAUUGGAUCGAGAGCAAGGCAAAUUUCGGAGAUACCAAAGGACACAAGUUUAACAUUCAACAGCAGCUGCAUAGCUACUGUAAUCGCUUUGGACCUGGCCUAAUCAUCUAUUGGUUUGGCUAUCACGAGGAGACGCCUCACCUGCCGGAUAAUAACAUUGGUAUCACAGUACUCGCUGAUUUUCCGGCCAAAGACGAUUUAGUAUUCAUGCAGAUUAGUCACGGGGAAGGGCCGCUAGCUGAAGCUGCAGCAAUAACUGGGGAAUAUAUUGAAACUGAUACUUCUGACAAUGAAUUGAAGAAAUCCUCAUAAUAGCAGGGAACUGAUACAAGUUCGGAGACACAGGAAAUAGUCCUAUAUUUCGCUCUAAAUAAUAUUUAUUAUCACUUGAACGAUAUGUGCUUUUGUACAUGAAAUACUAGCCAGUUGUAAUCUCAUAUUUUUAAUUAUUAUUGUUAAUAAGAGUAUUGGAAUGACGGAA
Drosophila serrata is the source of this 1255-nucleotide messenger RNA. Its product is annotated as CDAN1-interacting nuclease 1. The record is from RefSeq and is a predicted model, not a curated record. Lineage: Eukaryota; Metazoa; Arthropoda; Insecta; Diptera; Drosophilidae.